AUGGGCGGGCAAACCGGCGUGGAUGGCGCCUGUGAUGUUCCGCAGUUUGGGUGGUACCGGCCCUGUUACUUGCCGUCACGUGAUCCACCCAAGAGCACCUUUCCGCCCCUCUCGAAGGUCGUUGUGAGUGAGAGGCUGGAUGGCAACGUGAGCGAUGAGGAAGCGUUAAAGCGGCGAGCCGAGUUGGGGUUUGCAUGGGAGCGGAUGAGACCAAUCACAGAGGUGUGGCAUGGCCCUACGAUUGAUGACAAGGUGCCGCCCGCAAAGGACUAUGAGCGGCUGCUGUUAGAUGCGUCAUCGGGGAGUCUGCGGUAG
Molecule: messenger RNA, 315 nt
Organism: Trypanosoma cruzi
Lineage: Eukaryota; Euglenozoa; Kinetoplastea; Trypanosomatida; Trypanosomatidae
Exons: 1
Coding region: 1-315 (104 amino acids)
Source: RefSeq, a predicted model, not a curated record